Phanerochaete carnosa HHB-10118-sp is the source of this 1290-nucleotide messenger RNA. RefSeq lists its product as uncharacterized. Gene Ontology annotation, molecular function: ATP binding; cyclin-dependent protein serine/threonine kinase activity. The record is from RefSeq and is a predicted model, not a curated record. Gene Ontology annotation, biological process: regulation of mitotic cell cycle; protein phosphorylation. Bases 1 to 1290 code for a protein of 429 amino acids. The transcript has 5 exons. NCBI's taxonomy places the organism in Eukaryota, Fungi, Basidiomycota, Agaricomycetes, Polyporales, Phanerochaetaceae. Gene Ontology annotation, cellular component: nucleus.
AUGUCCUCCGACGAGUCCCGCCCUGGCCCCUCGACACCCGCGAAAAAGCGUUCAAGAUGGGACGCUGAAGACCACUCCUCGGAAGGGCCACAAAAGCCCGUAGCAACAAAGCGUCUCAAAUCCAAGCCUCCUCCCGAGUCCCAAUCGCCUGCGAGCAUACCUUCCUCCGCACCCGCCUCUCGCCAGGUCAGCGUGGAGCGCAGACGACCAACUCAUAGCACCUAUGUUCCACCGAGAACUCUGCAUCCGCCUAUCGUGCCUUCGCGUUCUGUGUACUGCUACGAACGGUUGAACUCUAUCGAGGAAGGCUCCUACGGUGUCGUCUUCCGGGCGAGAGAGAAGGAGACCGGAGAUAUCGUCGCUCUCAAGAAGCUCAAGCUCGAUGAAGAGAAGCACGGCUUCCCUAUCACUGCCCUGCGCGAAAUCAACGCGCUGAUGACCUGCAAACACGAGAAUGUCGUUGGCAUACGCGAGGUCGUCGUCGGCGACACCUUGACACAGGUGUUCAUAGUCAUGGACUUUAUCGAACAUGACCUCAAAACCCUCCUCACUGUCAUGCCCUCUCCCUUCUUGCAGUCAGAAGUCAAGACACUUAUGCUCCAACUACUCUCUGCUGUAGCAUUUUGUCACGAGCGCUGGAUCCUACAUCGCGACCUCAAGACUAGCAACCUUCUCAUGAACAAUCGUGGGACAAUCAAGGUUGCCGACUUCGGGUUGGCCAGAAGAUAUGGGGAUCCUGUGGGCGUUGGCGGGUUGACACAGCUAGUCGUAACUCUGUGGUAUCGUGCGCCUGAAAUAUUGCUUGGGGCCACCACGUACUCGACCGCCGUCGACAUGUGGUCCGUGGGAUGCAUCUUUGCCGAGCUGCUCCUCAAGGAGCCGCUCUUCCAGGCGAAGAACGAGCUCGAACUCAUCUCGAUGAUCUUCAAACUCCUGGGGCCCCCAACAGGCACGACUUGGCCAGAGUACUCGAGCCUUCCUCUCGCUAAGACAAUGAACCUUCCCGCCCCAUAUCCCUCACAGUUGCGGCAAAAGUUCCCGUACAUCACAACAGCGGGGCUCGACCUGCUGUCUCAGUUACUGACGUAUGACCCUGAGCAGAGGAUAACAGCAGAAGAGGCAUUAAAGCAUCCUUACUUCAGUGAAUCACCAUACCCGAAGCACCCAGAUUUAUUCGGCUCUUUCCCCUCAGCAGCAGCCGGAGAGAAGAGACAAAAGCUCUACAAGAGUCCUUCUGCACCCGCACGUGCCGCCGAUUACAAACUUCUCACUGAGUUUGACAUGCCGUAG